AUGUCUAUUCGCAAGCUUUCGACAGGCGUCUUUGCCUUGUCGACGCUGAUACAACAUGCUGUCGCUGCUCCUUCAGGCCCGGUCGUCUCUUUCAAGUUCCCAGAAGUCAUUGAGGCAGGUGGUAUGCACAACAUCCACAUCGACUACCAUUCAUCCCAUGACGGAGAAUUUUCGAUCGUCUAUGGUGAUUGCGGUAUCAAGUCUACAGCAGACGCGCACCACGUUCUCGGCAGCACCCAUGUUGGAAACCAUGACCUGGCAGAGCGUCAUCUGGACUGGCAUGAACAGAGACCAACCCGUUUCGUCUGGCUGGCUCCUGAGGACAUGUCUAGUGAUGGCUGUCUGCAUGCUUUCUCUGGUGAUGUCUUGCUUGGAAGAUCUGCACCUGUCAGUGUUGGCCGCAGGAACAACAAGAGACAUCUUGCCGCUGCUGAAAUCAUGGAUGCUAUGGGCCCUUGGUUUGAUGGUGUCACAUAUCUCAAGGAGAAGGAACCAGAGUCAAUCUUUGUUGCUCAAACCAAGAGCAAGUCCGUCGGCAUCCUCGGUGGUGGUAUGUCUGGACUUAUGACCGCUCACAUACUGGACUCAGUCGGCUUCCAUGACUGGCAGAUUAUCGAGGCUUCAUCGCGUAUUGGAGGCCGUGUUCAUACAUCCUACCUCAACGCUACCAAGUCUGAUCAAUAUCAGUACCAAGAGAUGGGGCCUAUGCGCUUCCCUGUCAGCUUAUCGAUGGACAAUGAGACCAUCGAGAUCAAUGACCACAAGAUGGUCUUCCAGCUUGCCGAUGAGCUCAACAAGCAAAAUCAACAUGACCCUGCUUAUGAAGUCAAGUUCAUUCCCUGGAUCCAGAGUGCUGUCAACGAUCCUUCCAGCACAACCAAGAGAAAGUCUGAUGGCACUGUUCCUGGCGUCGCUGAGGUGAAGAAAAACCCAUCCCUCGCGGUCAACACCACUGCUACAUACAGCAACGCAACUGCUGUAGCCGCAGCAACAGAAGAGUAUGAAAACUGGCUCGGCAUGGAUGCCGAAAAGACUCGCCUCUAUGCAACCAACGUCUUCAAAGCACACAAGCAAGCCGUGGCUGAAGGCUUCCUCGACUUCUCCGAAUCUGGCUAUCUUCGCUACAAGAUGGGUCAAGACAACAACAUUACUGAUCAGAUCGACUCUGUAGCUGACAACCUUCCCUCAUGGCCAUACGAGGACGUGUACUUUGAAGCCACCAAAUGGCGCACCAUCGACCAAGGUCUGAGUCGUCUACCUGCAGCUUUCGGCCCUCAAGUCCUCAACCGCACUCGCUUCCAGACCUCCGUACAAGCAAUGACCUGGAACGAGACUUCUGAANAAAUGUCCGUCCACUUCCGUCCUGGCAACCCUUUCGAUAUGGAGACCGAGACCAUUGAUUUCGACUACACUAUCGUGGCAGUGCCAUUUUCGAAAGUCAGACUAUGGCGUCUUCCCGAUUAUUCAAGUCUGCUUAGCCGCGCUAUUGCACGACUCAACUACUCGCCCGCAUGUAAAGUAGCUCUCCACUACAAGACUCGCUUCUGGGAACACUUACCUCGUCCUAUUAUCGGUGGCUGUGGCUCUGGCGGCGGUAUCGCAGGCAUCGGCAGUGUCUGCUACCCUAGCUACCAACUCAACAGCAGCGGCCCCGGUGUGAUCCUCGCCUCCUACCUCUCAGGCGACAUGGCCAAAUCCCUCGGCGCCAUGACCGAAGAACAACACGUCGCUUACGUCCAACGCGCCAUGAUUGAAAUCCACGGACCCAUCGCAGAACAGCAAUACACAGGCGCCUAUGACAGAAAGUGUUGGGCCAAUGACGAAUAUCAGGCUGGUGCUUGGGCAUCUCCCACAGCUCUACAGCAGGAUUUAUAUCUUCCUGCGUACUUCCAGACGGAGAAGCAUACGGUGUUUGUGGGUGAGCAUACGAGUUAUACGCAUGCGUGGAUUUUCUCGGCGUUGGAGUCGGCGGUUAGGGGAACUACGCAGUUGUUGUUGGAUAUGGGGUUGGUUGAUGAGGCUAAGCAGGUCACUGAGUUUUGGAUGGCGAGGUGGAUUAGUAUGUAA
Messenger RNA from Aureobasidium vineae, 2067 nucleotides. NCBI's taxonomy places the organism in Eukaryota, Fungi, Ascomycota, Dothideomycetes, Dothideales, Saccotheciaceae. The record is from the annotation of a GenBank genome assembly.